GCACACUAUGCUGAAGACCUGUCCUGAGGGUGCUGUAGAAAGUCUCCAGAGGGUCAUUUCAUGGGGGAAAAUCCUGCCAAGAACCAUUAUGCACAGCUUAACCAGGGAGAAGAGAAUGAGAUGGACAUAUUUGGCUACAAAACUCAAGGCUGUCGAAAGGCUUUGUGCAUUGCUGGAUACAUCUUGUCCUGUGGGGCUCUGAGGCUGCUGUUUUACUGGAAGCCAGAGUGGGAUGUGUGGGUAAACUGCAUCCGAUGCAGCUUGGAAGAAGCAGAUAUUGUUCUGCUUAGAACAACAGAUGAUUUUCGGAUUUAUUCUCGUAAGACUGUGACAUGGAUCUCUGUGUCUGAAUUAAUCAAAAGUAGAUCAGAUUAUCCAGCCACUGAGGAAGACUCAAUCUUCAGCAAAGCCAUAAUGAAGCCAAGUUUGCAAGUAAAAGCUAUCCAAGUACAAAAGAUCCGCUAUGUCUGGAAUAUCUAUGCAAAACAGUUCCAGAAAGUUGGAGUCCUAGAAGACCACUACACUUGCUCAGCAAUGCAUGAUAAGUUUGGUUUUGGUCUCACCUGCAACGAACAGAAUGUCAGGAGAGUUAUAUGUGGGCCAAACACUAUUGAUGUUCCAGUGAUCCCUAUUUGGAAACUACUCAUCAAAGAGGUCCUAAAUCCAUUUUACGUGUUCCAGCUGUUCAGUGUGUGUCUGUGGUUUGCUGAAGAUUACAUGGAGUAUGCCACUGCCAUCAUAGUCAUGUCUCUCCUCUCAAUAUUUUUGACUGUAUAUGAUCUUAGAAAGCAAUCCAUUAAACUGCACAGACUGGUUGAGUCUCAUAACAACACCAUGGUCACUGUCUGGAGAAAUAAGGAAGGUUUCCAAGAGUUGGAAUCACACCAUCUUGUUCCUGGAGAUAUGCUGAUUUUGAAAGAGGGCAAAACCCUUUUGCCUUGUGAUGCCAUCCUGGUCAGUGGGCAGUGCACUGUAAAUGAAAGCAUGCUGACAGGAGAAAGUAUUCCUGUAACAAAGACCCACCUACCCCGAGCUGAUAAUUUCAAGCCCUGGAGAGUGUACUGUGCAGAGGAUUACAGAAAACAUGUCCUCUUCUGUGGAACAGAGGUCAUCCAGACCAAGGCAGAUGACAGAGGAGUAGUGAAAGCUGUGGUGCUGCGGACUGGUUUCAACACAGCCAAGGGGGAUCUGGUGAGGUCCAUUCUCUACCCUAAGCCCAUGAACUUCAAGCUGUACAGAGAUGCCCUGCGGUUCCUGAUGUGCCUCAUAGCAUUUGCUGCCAUUGGGAUGAUCUACACAGUGUGUGUAUUUGCACUUAAUGGGGCAGAAACAGGAGAAGUGGUGAAGAAGGCUUUGGAUGUUAUCACUAUUGCUGUCCCACCAGCUCUGCCAGCUGCCUUGACAACAGGAAUCAUUUAUACCCAGCAGAGGUUGAAGAAAAAGGGCAUCUUUUGCAUCAGCCCACAGAGGAUCAACGUGUGUGGACAGCUGAACCUUGUCUGCUUUGACAAAACUGGCACCUUAACAGAAGAUGGCCUGGAUCUUUGGGGUUUGCUGCCCUCUGAGAGAAACUGCUUUCAGGAUAUUCACAGUUUCCCUGCAGACCAGAGCCUGCCUUGGGGUCCAGUGUUCAAAGCACUGGCAGUUUGUCAUUCAUUAAUUGUUUGGGAGGGCAAGAUCCAAGGAGACCCGCUGGAUGUGAAAAUGUUUGAGGCCACUAACUGGGUGAUAGAUGAUUCUAGCAGACACUGGAUUGAGGGUCAACGAUCCACACAUGCCACAGUUGUUAGACCUGGACUUAAAGCCACCACUGAAGGAAUUGCCAUUUUACAUCAGUUCCCAUUUUCCUCAGCCUUGCAAAGAAUGUCUGUCAUUGCCCAGGAAAUUGGUGGGGAUCCACAGGCCUUCAUAAAAGGGGCUCCUGAAGUAGUAGCCACGCUAUGUAGAGCAGAAACAGUCCCAUCGAACUUUGAGAGCAAGCUGCUGCUCUACACAGCACAGGGCUUUCGGGUCAUUGGGCUGGCCUGUAAGUCUCUGCAGGCAGGGAAGCUGCCAGCUGCUCUGACAAGGGAGGAGGUAGAAUCUGAUCUGACGUUCCUGGGUCUGCUGAUAAUGGAGAAUCGAUUAAAGAGGGAGACAAAGCCUGUUCUGGAAGAGCUCAGUGCUGCCCACAUCAGGAGUGUUAUGGUCACAGGGGACAACAUUCAGACAGCUAUAACAGUUGCCAAAAAUGCUGGGAUGAUUGCUCCAACACACAGAGUGAUUCUUGUGGAAGCAAACAAAAUGCCUGGAUCUUUUUCGGCAUCUAUAACCUGGAAAUCCCUAGAAGAAAAGAAAGUUGAAGAUUACAGAAGCCUGGAGGAUGACAGUCAGACUGAGCCAGGAAUCAGGAUGGCAUUGGGAUCAGGCCAGUAUCAUUUUGCCAUGAGUGGAAAAUCAUACCAAAUUGUAGCACAGCAUUUCAGGCACUUACUUCCAAAGCUCUUGCUGAAUGGCACAGUUUUUGCUAGAAUGUCUCCUAGUCAUAAAUCCAGUCUUGUAGAAGAAUUUCAAAAACUGGAUUACUUUGUGGGCAUGUGUGGAGAUGGAGCCAAUGACUGUGGGGCUUUGAAAGUGGCACAUGCAGGGAUAUCCCUGUCGGAGCAGGAGGCGUCUGUGGCUUCACCUUUCACAUCCCGAACACCCAGCAUAGCCUGUGUUCCAGAGCUAAUCAGGGAAGGCCGUGCUGCUCUUGUCACUUCCUUCUGCAUGUUCAAGUACAUGGCACUGUACAGCACAAUCCAGUACCUUGGUGUUCUCCUGCUUUACUGGCAACUAAACUCCUUUGGGAAUUACCAAUUUUUGUUUCAAGAUCUGGCUAUUACCACUGUAAUUGGUGUGACAAUGAGUUUCACAGGUGCCUAUCCGAAGCUGGUCCCCUACAGACCUCCAAGCCAGCUCAUCUCACCCCCCUUGCUGCUCUCUGUUGUGCUUAACAUCCUCUUCAGCCUCAGCAUGCAGAUCUUCGGGUUUGUGGUGGUCCAGGAGCAGCCUUGGUAUUCCAAGACUGAUAUACACAGUGCCUGCCUGCCAGUGGACAGUCAUGAGAUGAAUUCAUCCUUUAGCCCAGCUCUCCAUGGGCUGAGAGAUGGAGCCCAUGAGCAAACAGACAACGGCUUCAAGAGCUAUGAAAACACCACCGUGUGGCUGCUAAGUACCAUCAACUGCCUCAUUGUAGCACUGGUGUUUUCCAAGGGAAAGCCUUUCAGGCAACCCAUCUACACCAACUAUGUGUUUGUACUGGUGCUCAUAGGGCAGCUGGGCAUUUGCCUCUUCUUGAUGUUUGCUGACAUUGAUGAUCUCUACUCCAAGAUGGAUCUCGUUUGCACCCCCACCACAUGGCGAAUCUCCAUGCUGGUAAUGCUUGCAGUCACACUUGCUGUGUCCUUCCUUGCUGAGGAAGCUGUCAUUGAGAACAGACCCCUGUGGCUGCUUCUGAAGAAGACAUUCCGGUACCACUCAAAGAGCCACUACAAGAGGCUGCAGCACGUGCUGGAGCAGGACUCAGCCUGGCCACCUCUGAAUGAAACCUUCUUCUCAGACUCUGUGGCAGUGACCAUAGAAGGAAAUAUGGGAGGCCAUAGCAAUCCAGCAUUUGACAGCAGCGAGGAUUCACUCUGAAGGAAACUGCAGUGGACACAUGUCCAGGACAGUUGCAUUUGACCUUAAAAGGACUCAGUGACUUAAUUGCUGCUCUUGCAUUCUAGGAGAUCAUCAAGACUAGGAAGAUGUAACCUUUUGCUUACAUGUAAAUUAACUGGAAGCACAAAAUCUGCUGCAGUAACAUAAAGCCACAAUGUUUCCUCUGUCCCCUUGCCCAUACACGAACAGCUGCCAGUUGUAAAUAGAACACCUCGCUGAAUAUUGGUAAAGCAUUUGUGGCUGAAACUGGAUCCCUCUGUUGAACUGCACUAUGCAAUCCCUAAGGGUGGGAAAUGCUCCAGAUGAAAAGUAGCUAAUUGCAAUAGCAGCACUCCUCUGGCAGAUCCCCUUUGAGUAAACAAGUAGAACUUCUGAUAGAGGCUGCUGAGCACAGGCAUUCCUGGGAUUCCUUAUGGAGUUUCAGAUACUGCUACUCGGUGUCUUGGGUUUUUUUGAAGGCUUUAACCCUUCUGGCAAUACUUGGCUUCCAGAGCUGAAAGGAGCUGAAAACAGCCAAAACUCUCUGGAAGUGUCCAGUCCCAGCACCAUUGUUCUCUUCCCAUGAUGGGAACAAAAAGAGCUCUCUGGCUAGUUCACUGCUACCAGGAAACCUGUUUGCCCUCAGUUUUUAGCAAGUGAUACUUGCUUUUUAUGGGUAAAAAAUUGUUGACCUGCAAAGCAGAAUGAUCUAAUUAUUUAACAUUUUUUGGUGGCAGGUAUUUGUUCAGGAUAUCCAUGAAAAAAUGUAGAAUGGAAUGUAUUAAUUAAAAAUUAUGAUCUUGUCCUGUGGUCUUCAAGGGAUACACUAUCCCUUGUGGUGUGAGAUUGCAGGUCCUGCACAACUGAGCUGCCUCCUGGCAUCAGUUUCACCAGUGCCAAAAGAAACAAACAUUGAAGGGGCUAUUAACCCCAAGGAUCUAAGGUCUGAAAUACAAGAUGUGGAGCCAGCUAGGUCUCAAAAUAAUGUCUUUUAAAUUCUGCAGCUUGCUCUUAAAUUGAACCGUCUGUGGUUUAGUCUCUGGUUUCUCCAUAAUUGCAGAUGCAAUUAAUUCAUCAGCUCAUUUUCCCUCAAUCUGUUAACCUUUGAUGGAGAGUUUUACUUGCUUUGCUGUGCUGUUUACCAUACAUAAGUGCAACAACACUGCACAUCCCUGCAAGUGUUACCUACUAAAAAAAUGUGCAGCUUCUACCUCACAUACUGUCUUAGCCCACCGAUGUUAAUCUGCCUUUCUCCUUACUGCAUUCUGCAAUCUUGGUCCCCAGCUGGAUAAAACAACAAGAGAGUCAAUCAGAGGGACUUUGGACCAAGAGGAACACUUUCUUCUUUGGAUAAGGUGUGCAGGGGAGCUGUGCCUUCUGAGUUGACUUCACAGUUUGUUUUCCACAGCUGGAGCUAACUCGUGUUUUUAUGGGGUGGGGCUGAGAAGCUCUUUAUUUCUAGAAACUGUAUUUUCCCACCAUUGUGUGCUAAAGCACUCUUGUGCUGCCACAAAAAGCCAGGAAUCGGGCAGGUUGGGAAUAAUGGGGAAAACUUCUUUGGUUUUUAGAUUUAAAAAGCAGCUUGGGAAACAGAGAACAAAUCAGAGGAAAUCAUUAAUUGUUCUAAGUCACCAUAGCGGCACCAGAGUAGAGUCUGAACAUAAUCUAGCCUGAAUCUAAAAAUAAUUAAGAAAAUGAAGAAAUAUUAGCUAAGAAAAAAGAAAGAAAAAUUUCAACAAAUUCAACCAAACAAUACUACAACUUGAACAAAACAUUUAUUUGACUCAAAGCAAUUUUAUCUUCUGUUUUUGUACAAGUUUGAUGUAAGCAAAUAGAGUAAAUACCUUCCUAUCUACAGUAGUUUACCUAAUGGUAAAUGCUUGUAACCAAGCCACACAAACUAGAAAUACUUCAUAUUAAUUCCAAGAAGUGUCUCCAAAGUUUUCCCAGUUCCCAGUUCACAGCAAAAGUCCACUUGAAGGGGAAGGCUAGAUGCCUCUUCAUUCCUGGCAUCCUUCUUUUAGAUACAGUAACUAUUUUUUCUUGAAGACAGACUUCACUGUGCUAUUAUGAACUCCUUCAAAAAACUAAUAUGUUACUGCAUGUGAUACAGUGACUGCGGCAGCAGCACUGCAGACCAGGUAUGUGAUUUAUAUUUAGAUACCACUGACACUAUAAAAGCAUCAAGUCUUGGUAAGCCUGUGGUGAUGCCUGCUGCUGAAAUUGAGCCUUAGCAGCAAGAGAGCAGAAUUCAGAUUAAUGUUUAAACUCCAAACACUGUAAUUCCCUCUGCUGCUUUAACUUCUACUCCUUUUCAAAGAGGUCAGUGAGUCAGGCCAGCACCUGGGGGGAAGAGUUCCAAAGAUUUACAAAGAUUCGGGAUGACGGAUACAUGGUGGAAAGCAGAUGAACCUCUUUUUUGGCUAUUCGCACACAUUCCCUGCAGAAGGUUGCAGGGAACAAUAGAAAGCUAAGGCGGUGCUGCAUACUUGUAAUAGCUAAAUAUUUCCCUUAUGAUGACUGUGCCCCUUCUUGGAGAGCAGUACUAUCAAAGACUGAUGUCCUCCUCCCCUGCUGUUGGCCUUUAUUCCUGAUAUAACUUUUCCUAUGGACAGGAUAUCUUGCCUCACAGCAGCAACAGAGCUGGAGUGCUCAAGCUUUUUGCAGCUGCUGCAAAAAUCAUAGCUGCCCUUCCAUGGAGGCUCUUGCUAAGGAUCUUCAGUGGAAUCUUUUUAGUACAGCUAAGACACACUUGUUCUCUUUGACAGCCUUGGUUUACUAGUCCAGAGACUACAAGUCACCAGAGAAAUGCUGCUGCUGCUGGGCUUGCCUGUGGCCUCAACAGCAGAGUAAAGCACAAAGGUGUUUUAGAAUAGAGGGAAAUAUUUGCAAAAUUGCUAUUUUUAAUUUAUUUUUUUCACCUCAUAACUUCCUUUUCUCCUACAACAUGGACACAGAAUUUUUUUUUCCAUGUAAAUAAUGGACAUGCUGCAGGACUGAUCUUCCUCUACAGAGGACAAAACAAACAUUUGAUGGAUAAGAGGGAAAACAGUUAUGGAUAGUUACUUGCUGAGUUUGCAUAUAGAAAUGCCAUGCAAGUGUUUCUGCAUAUAUGAUAUUGUUGUGUCCACUUUACUGGACUAUGGAUGCCACACAAAUGUCUUUAAAAUGGGAGAUACCUAUGAAUACUGGGACUCCAAACUAACAUGUGCCUGAGCUUCUAGUGAAGUGUAUUUGAAACUCUAUGAAAUUAAUGAAAAGUUCCAGAGCUCUUGAAUUGGUUAGAUUUGAUCUUACCAACCUUUCAGUGCCCUCUGGAGAGAGGUUUUGAAGAGAACUCCAGUGUGGAACUCUGAAGAGUUUAUUUAAUUUGAACUUUGCACUUCCAUCUAAGGCUGAAACUUCAUGCAUGAAAUACUAAUGGUAGUGCCUGGAGACAGACUGGUCCUCAUAAGGUUGUGGUAGUUCAGUCCAGAUACAGCUUCAGUGUCUGAGGGCUUGCACCCUGAUUUAGUGUCUGUCUCUUUGUUCUAGUGAAUGUCGAAGAAUGCAUUAAAUUUUCAAUGAGGGACCAAAUUUGUCAGAUGAAUAAUUCAUUUCACUUUCAACCUUUAUGCAGAAAACUCUUUCAUUGGCUAUUUUAGUUCUGCUAGCUCUCAGAAUAGUCUGUCACUACUUCAGAGAAGCUGAGUGGUGAGUAAAUCUCUGAAAAACUUCAUCUAAACUUUUGCUGUUAGUUAGGUACUACAGUAACCAAAAUUAUGCUCUCAGAUAUCUGUGGGGCUUGUGGCCUGUUUUAACAUAAAACAUAAAAGUGAAUGAUGACUGUUGUUAUAAGACUGAUAGAAUGUAGAAUAGCUAAAAGUAUGGAAGUACAUGGAAAUCAAACCAUCAUUUUAGCAGGUCUGAGGCUGAUUACUGCUGACCUCACAGACCGUAUUAAGUUUUCUUUUUUCCAAAUAAGUAUCAUAUUCUCAGUGACUUUCUUAAAUAAAAAUGUACUGAAGAAUUUUGUGCUUCAGUCUUCUCCCUCCCCCCUAUUUGGGUACUGUCUCCUGAGCAGCAGUUACAUAAGAUCAGAAAGGUCACCUCGGUUAGAUGGCUGUGCUGAGAAAUCACGUGACUUACAGUCAUAACAAAAUCUGACUUUCGUUUUCUACCACAGCUGCUGCCAGAGAGUAAUUGGAUACCAACAUUUUAUAGUUACAGACAUGGGUAAGCUGAUAAACUGUUCCCUGGAAGCCAGGAGGAAACCAUGUCAUGGGAUGCCUCAGGCACAGCAUUGCCAGCCAGGAAAUCAGAUCCCUGACUCCUGAUAAAUGUUUCAUUAAUCUUCAGGAAGACGUUAGGGUUAGAGGAAUCUUAUUACUUAGUCCCUGGAGACACAUUUCUUUUAGGUGGAAGAAGAUUCUGCCUCCCCUGUGAUGUUGUCCUGAUUGAUGGAAGCUGCAUUGUGAAUGAAGGGCUGUUCUCAGGUGCAGCACUGGAGAUAGAAAUGCUAAGGUUCUCUGAAAGGGAUGUGCCUCUAUCUGUUCUGACAGCAAAUUAUUUACUUAAUUUGUGUGGUUUGCAGCAGGAGGGAGAAAAACAGUGGCUUGAAUAAUUCACAGUUGUCUUAAGCUUUUGGACGCUGCCAUUGUGUAAUAUGCAUUUCUUAUCCACAUUAAAAAUGAGUAACUUUAACGUACUGUUAGGACUAGAAAGUGAAAACAUUCAAAUACACUGAAUACGUACUUUUAAGUUUUUGAAUUCUGAUGUUGCAGCAGUUCAGCACAAGCACACAGAGCAGAGAGGCCAGUGUUAGCCCUCAACAUCAAGACACUGCAAGGCAGAAACUUGUUUUAGGGACAAAAUGUGACCCAACCUCCUCAUAAAUAAUAUUCAGAAAAACCUAUCAUACUAUGUGUAGGAGGAGGCUAGAGAAGGAAAGGAGCUGCUCUUCUCCCUUCCAUGUCUUGGCCUGGAGGGGUUCUGGACCUCUACAGUUAACUGCCUUGUCAUUUUUCCUCCUUCCUUGUCAAGCUUUUUCUCAAGAGAGAGACCCAGGUGUGUUUGGGGAGGCAGAGUGCAGUGGGUGUCCCUGCUUCCUGCUCAGCUCCAUCCCUCUGAGGAAGAUACCUGGGCAUUGCUGUGGUAGGUGUAGCCACAAAGGAGGCUGCCAAUUCAAGGCAAACAGAACUCAGCAGCAGCCUGAGUGCUUUUAAUUACCCUGAGGGUGUUAGGAGAAUAUGCACAGGGCUGUUUCAUUAUGUCAUUCUCAGCACAGUUGAUGAAUAUUCUUAAUCUAGUCAAUAAACCUUUCAUCUUGUAAAUGUUAGGAUAAUGCUCCUUCUGUUGAAAUUAAGUCUUGCUGAGUUUGGUGCUUGUCAAAUGUCACCUACCUUCUGCAAAAUCCAUGAGACCACAGAUCAGAGCUGCAAAGGUCACGUGCCUUUAGGGACUUCCCUAAACCCUGGCAGGCUACAUCUCAAUUCCUAGCCUAAAGACCAUGGAAAUCCUAAAGGAAUAGGCACAUAAAUGCAAAAGUUGAUUAUAUUCAAAAUUGUACUAUUGAAUUCAUAUUGCAAAAUACCAUAACAGACUUCAGCACUUCAGUGCAUAUGAUGCUGAACUCAAAAUGUUAAUACUUACCAGUGGCCAGGACAAAUCAUACACACCCCAUAUCAACUCCCAGGAUCAUUAGUAGUUAUUAGUACACCAGAUACUUCAACAUCACAGAGAUAAUUAUGCCAUAAUGAAUGAAAGAAGAAAUUCAUUUCAAGAGGGAAAUAAUCACAUUCCCAAUACUUCUUAAGAAAGCAGGGAGGAAAUUACUAUCUGAUGCAAAUUAAUGAGAUGAAAUUAAUAAGUGUCAACCAAUAAAAUACACCUCCAGUGGGACCUGACUGCAGGCAGAGUACAAUCUCUUCUUGGCCCUCCUCCACUCCUCCAGAGAGGCCCCACUGAGGAGGUGCAUGUUGAACAGGCUCACAGCCCACCAAAAGGCAGCUCAAGCAGUGCCAGAGGGAUUUCCACCCAGGUACCCUUGCAGGCAGUGUCUCACAUAAGCAGCAGAACAAAACUGGAUCCAUGUGCCAGAAUAAAUUCACUGUAAUUAAAACCAUGCUCUGUAAGGUAUCACAAUGUAAAGCUCUUUUUGCAGACAUGUCCAACGUGAAUCCAGCUCAGAACGUGCUGGUGACCUCUUGCCAAGAGCAUGAGGAAGGAGCUACUGCUGUGUGCAUGGAUCUCAUUAGUGUAUUUGCAUAAUUACUUUCUCUUAAAUGUUCACAUUUUUAGAUGUAUUGUAAGACUAGUUGUCAGCUAAGCUCAAAACUGCA
Molecule: messenger RNA, 9980 nt
Organism: Oenanthe melanoleuca
Lineage: Eukaryota; Metazoa; Chordata; Aves; Passeriformes; Muscicapidae
Gene: ATP13A4
Product: ATPase 13A4
Biological process (GO): polyamine transmembrane transport; intracellular calcium ion homeostasis
Cellular component (GO): late endosome membrane
Molecular function (GO): polyamine transmembrane transporter activity; ATP hydrolysis activity; ATPase-coupled monoatomic cation transmembrane transporter activity
Source: RefSeq, a predicted model, not a curated record